Molecule: messenger RNA, 1059 nt
Organism: Emiliania huxleyi CCMP1516
Lineage: Eukaryota; Haptophyta; Isochrysidales; Noelaerhabdaceae
Exons: 1
Coding region: 1-1059 (352 amino acids)
Molecular function (GO): oxidoreductase activity
Source: RefSeq, a predicted model, not a curated record
AUGGGGAUCCGCAAGGUGAACUGGGUCGACGGCUGGCCCUCCAUCUGGACGCGGCUCGAGACGCAGUGGACGGCAGACGCGGCGAGCGCUGGUCAGGUGCUCAGCGUUGCGCUGAAGAAUGCGGGAGAGGCCUCGUCGACUGCCGGGUUCGAUGUGGUGUCCCUCCACGUGUCGCUGCCCGCGUCCUCGCCCUCGCCCUCGCCGCCACAAUCGACGCCAGCUACGUGCUCCCCGUCCUCCUCGAGCACGGUGCUGGAUACGGUGAUUGUCGGUGCCGGCGGCGCCGGCCUCUUCGCCGGAUACACCUUGCAGCGGAAUGGCUACGAGUCCUUCCGGCUCCUGGAAGCGUCGUCCAGUGUUGGUGGCCGGAUCCGGGACGUCCCUGCAGACUUUACCGGAGACGGCUUCCGGCUCGACCUCGGCGCGGCGUUCGCGUUCAAUGGCAUCGACGGGUUGCGACAGGUUCUUGACCUGAACGAAGAUGAGGAUUUUGACACCCCGGUGUCCCUCUUCGACCCUGACAACACGCGUUCGUGCGACAUCAGCAGCGGCGGCAGCGUGACGUGCGAGACGCUCGAUGGGUCGGGAAUUGUCGAGGAUGUGUUUGUCAACGGAACCUACUUUGGCUACCUCUCCAGGUACGUCAUCCCGUAUGUGAACAGCAAGAUCGAGCUGGACACCCGCGUGACCACGGUGAACUACAGCGAUGGUGACUGGGUCACGGUCUGUACCUCGAGCGGGCAGACCUAUCAAGCCAAGUCCGUCGUCAUGGCCGUGCCACUCGCCGUGCUCCAAGACGGGGCCAUUGCCUUUGAGCCGCCCCUUCCACCAAGCUACCGGAAUGCGAUAGAUUCGAGGCCAAACGUGGGCGGCCUUCGCUUCUGGGUCGAGUUCAGUGAGCGGUUCUACGCGGAGAACUUGCAGAUCUUCCGAGAGGACAGCUUUGCGACGUACUACUUCGACGCGACGUUUAGGACGGCACGCCGCCACCACACAUGCCCGUGCCCAGUGUCGUACUCCCGGGUAAAAUUCUUUUGCAUUUGGUGUACCUGUGUUUAA